Closterium sp. NIES-67 is the source of this 2908-nucleotide messenger RNA. The record is from the annotation of a GenBank genome assembly. NCBI's taxonomy places the organism in Eukaryota, Viridiplantae, Streptophyta, Zygnematophyceae, Desmidiales, Closteriaceae.
GUAUCCUCUCCCUCCGUCAGGAUAUGACUGACCUACAGCAUUCCUGAAGCUCCUCGAACCUGACUCAUUCCUGACGUUAGUCUCGCAUGACUAGAAUCUACUCUCCUCCGUAGCCCGUUAAUUCGUAUCCCUGUCGUUCCUCGCUGAUCGCUUUACUCUUAGCCAGUUAAUUCGUUCUCUGUCCUCGUCGGUCGUCGCCCUUAGGCGGUUAAUUCGUUCCCCCUCCACCUUCGCCGGUCGUCGUAGUUAUUUCCUAGGCGGUGAAUGCAUUCCCUAUUGAACUUCACCGGUUGUCGUAAUUGUUUUUAAGGCGGUAAAUCCGUUCGCUGUCGCUCCUCACCGAUCGUCGUACAUUUCUCUUAGCUUCCGUUCUGUUCCCCUAAUCGCGGAUCUUAACAUAACCAGGUGUGGAAAGCGUCGUUAGCCGUCGAUUCUCUAGCUGGCGGUCACCCGAGCUCUCGAGCCUUCAGAAUCGGUUGUUCAUCAUCUGCUGCGGUAGCUCCAAGGUGGCGAGCCAGGGACUAGUAGCACGGCUCACGGGGCCAUUUGGCUUGACAUGCGUUCCUUCCUCAAAGCCGCCUAGCUCCUCCGAGAAGUCCUUUCGCCGAUUCGGUGUUUUAUGGCUCCCGCGAUCAGUUAUGCAAGCAGCAGGCGUCGCUGGUUCCAGGAUAGGCUCAACGGCGUUUGGGGUCUGACGCAGGCUCUUGCGACUAACGUGAUCUCCGGCGACGAGCGUGGUCUCUUGCGACAAGCCGUUAUUUCUUGCGACGAUCGUAAUCUCCUGCUACGAUGCCGAUCUCCUCCGACGGCCGUGAUUUCGCCAGCAGUGACUGACUUUGGGAGCUCCUAUCUCGCUUCGCUGCCUCCCUUCCGGCUCUGCUCAGCUGGCUCGCGCCGCGCAGAGAGUCUCCUGUCCAUUAUUCCUCAAGUCGUUGCCUUGAAUGCCGCUUAACUGACUGCCUGUGUUGCUUGUUGUGUCUGUGUGUGUGGAUGUGCGUGCGCACGCGGCAACCGUGAUUUCUCUCGAGGACACUGAUCUCGUGCGACAAGCUGAUCUCCGGCAACGAUGCUUGGCGGGGUCUCUCGCAACAACACUGAUCGCAUGUGGCAAGCGCCAUCUCCUGCGACGGCCAUGAGCUCGCCAGCUACUUGAGCGGUGCAGCAGUUGCUGUUGCAGUGGGGACGGGUUCCAGGCUGCUGCUGCCGCUGCGGCGAGCUCAAAAAUCGCGUCCAAACUUGCGAUCGGAUGGCGAUCAACUCCAACUGCAGCUGCAGUCUUGCCCUCCUUCAGUUGCACUGCACCAGUGACUGCCAGCACCCUUGUGAGCACUGCUGCCCUGCCAGCGUGCCCUUCCGCCUUUGCAGGCCCGCACUGAUGUGACGUCUGCAGCGUGCUCAAUCUCAGUGCUGCUGCCAGAUGUGCGACAUGUGUGCUGCCAAAGCCGGAGAUAACUGUGGCUGCGCACUCAGCGUGGUCCGGCCGCACGGGUUGCAACAUGUGGCAGCAAGGAGUGGCUGCACUGGUGACUGGUGGUGCGUGGGCGGCAGUUGCUGCUGGGCGGCAGCAGGGUGCUACAGGGCACAUCCCAGUGCACUUCACUGUCCAUUCAGGCUGUAGUAGCUCGGUGAGAGCUGCUAGUGCGGAGAGUGGGGGCGUGCAUGUGUGUGUGGAUGUGGGUGAGCAUGUGCGUGUGUGUGUGGUGGCAGGCGACGAGUCAGUGAUAACGGUGGCAGCGGUGGCAAUGGUGGCAGCGGUGGUCAGCAUGGGGUAUGGAGGAGGCAGUGGUGCUGCGUUGUAUGGGCGGCCCCUUCUCUCGCCGUGGAGGUUGUGAAGCUGUGUGCGCGGCGGUGCAGCAUACAACUGGUGCUAAGGCGGGUGUGGAGAGCGGUGGGAUGGGAUGACGCACGGCAAGGCCUCUGUGCCUCUGUGCAUGCCCGGCUGACGACCUCACUCCUUCAUGCACCAAGUGAGGGUGAUUGGCGGGAAGCUGCAGGCAGGAGGGCGUCUGUGUGGCGGCACGGAGCAGCAGCGCUUUGCUGUAGCAUCUGGAGGGACAAAGCGCUUUGCUGUAGCAUCUGGAGGGACAAAGCGCUUUGCUGUAGCAUCUGGAGGGACAAAGCGCUUUGCUGUAGCAUCUGGAGGGACAAAGCGCUUUGCUGUAGCAUCUGGAGGGACAAAGCGCUUUGCUGUAGCAUCUGGAGGGACAAAGCGCUUUGCUGUAGCAUCUGGAGGGACAAAGCGCUUUGCUGUAGCAUCUGGAGGGCACACAAGGGAGGGCGAGGGCAAACGAGGGGACAAACAGCGCCUUCCACCAUCCCCUCCACUCCCUCCCGCCUCCUCCGCUCACCACUCACUCCUCCUCCUGCAGCUGUCAGGGGUCUCACCAAGGGACCCUUCCCCAGGGCUCAGCAGCGGGACGCCUGCAGCAGCUGUGGGCCUUCAUGGGGCAUGGCGGCACGGAGAGUGGCAGGGAGGGCGUGGGGCGAGCAGACUCCAUUCUUGGGUGCGCUGCUGCAGCUUGGGCCGCGGCUCAGGAUGCGCCAGGGGGGUUGCCCAGGGAGAUGCGGGAGCACUGCCACUGCCUUUCAAACUUCCGCCCUUCCAGAUUCGCAAACCUGGUCUCCCAUCAUCAUUCUGCUUCAGCGUCUUCCUGGCCUUAUGUUGUUGCUCCUGCUGGGUAGGACUGCUUCGCCCAACACCCUGCCAUGUUCCCUGUUGCAGAGUGCUCUUAGAUGCUGCUGUGGGAACAGGCCAACAGCAAGAGACGGCGCAGGACAAUCCAGCAGGCAGCGGCAGUGGGAGCACCCCCAUCCUCACCACCACCACCUCUUGGCAGGUCACUUGAGCUCAACUUGAUAGCAGCUGUGGUAGCCAUACCAACUGAGUUCUACAGCUGAAGUAGCCAGU